AUGCAGGAGGACGCCAACCUGUCCUUGCACACAGACAACCCGGACCUCACUCCCUGCUUCCAGAACUCCCUGCUGGCCUGGGUCCCCUGCAUCUACCUGUGGGCCGCCCUGCCCUGCUACCUGUUCUACCUGCGGUACCACCACCAAGGCUACAUCGUCCUCUCCCUCCUCUCCAGGCUCAAGACGGUCUUGGGUGUCCUGCUGUGGUGCGUCUCCUGGGCUGACCUCUUCUACUCCUUCCAUGGCCUGGUCCACGGCUGGGCCCCCGCCCCCGUCUUCUUUGUAACCCCCUUGGUGGUGGGGGUCACCAUGCUGCUGGCCACCCUGCUGAUCCAAUAUGAGCGGCUGCAGGGGGUGCAGUCCUCGGGGGUCCUCAUCAUCUUCUGGUUCCUGUGUGUGGUCUGCGCUAUCAUCCCCUUCCGCUCCAAGAUCCUUUCAGCCAUGGUAGAGGGCAAGAUCUUGGACCCCUUCCGCUUCACUACCUUCUACAUCUACUUCGUCCUGGUGCUCUCUGCCCUCAUCCUGUCCUGCUUCAGGGAGAAGCCGCCGUUUUUCUCCCCAAAGAACGUCGAUCCCAACCCCUGCCCAGAGACCGACGCCGGCUUCCUCUCCCGCCUGUCUUUCUGGUGGUUCACAAAGCUGGCCAUCCUUGGCUACCGGCGCCCCCUGGAAGAUCAGGACCUGUGGUCCCUGAACAAGGAGCAUCGCUCCGAGGUGGUGGUGCAGAGACUGCUGGAGGCCUGGAAGAGGCAGCAAAAGCAGGCAGCACAACACAAGGCCGCAGCGGCAUCUGGGAAGACAAUGUCCAGUGAGGAUGAGGAGCUGCUGGCGGGCCGGCCCAGGCCCCGGGAGCCCUCCUUCCUGCGGGCCCUGCUGGUCACCUUUGGCCCCGGCUUCAUCACCAGCACAUGCUUCAUGCUGAUCCAGGACCUCCUUUCCUUCGUCAACCCACAGCUGCUCAGCAUCCUGAUCAGGUUUAUUUCAAACCCCAUGGCCCCCACCUGGUGGGGCUUCCUGGUGGCCGGGCUGAUGUUCGUGUGCUCCGUGAUGCAGACUCUGAUCUUGCACCAGUAUUACCACUGCAUCUUUGUGAUGGGGUUGAGGCUUCGUACGGGGAUCAUAGGUGUCAUCUACAGGAAGGCUCUGGUCAUCACCAAUUCAGUCAAACGUGAGUCCACGGUGGGAGAAUUGGUCAACCUCAUGUCAGUGGAUGCCCAGCGCAUCAUGGAUGUCGCCCCCUUCCUCAACAUGCUGUGGUCGGGGCCCCUGCAGAUCAUCCUGGCCAUCUACUUCCUCUGGCAGAAACUGGGUCCCUCCAUUCUGGCUGGAGUCGCCUUCAUGGUCUUGCUGAUCCCAAUCAAUGGAGUUGUGGCCAUGAAGAUGCGCACUUUACAGGUAGAACAAAUGAAAUUCAAGGACUCGCGCAUCAGGCUGAUGAGCGAGAUCCUGGGUGGCAUCAAGGUGCUGAAGUUAUACGCCUGGGAGCCCAGCUUCUUGCAGCAGGUGGAGGGCAUCCGACAGAGUGAACUCCGGCUGCUGCGCCAGGCUGCCUACCUCCACGCCAUCUCCAUCUUCACCUGGAUCUGCACCCCCUUCCUGGUGACCCUCAUCACCCUCGGGGUGUACGUGUCUGUGGACCCUAACAACGUGCUGGACGCUGAGAAGGCCUUUGUGUCGGUGUCCCUGUUCAAUAUCUUAAAGAACCCCCUCAGCAUGCUGCCCCAGAUCAUCAGCGGCCUGACCCAGACCAGCGUGUCUCUGAAACGGAUCCAGCAUUUCCUGAGCCAAGAUGAACUUGACCCCCAGUGUGUGGAAAGAAAUACCAUCGCCCCAGGCUAUGCAGUCACCAUAGACAGUGGCACCUUCACCUGGGCCCAGGACCUGCCCCCAACCCUGCACAGCUUAGACAUCCAGGUGCCAAAAGGGGCCCUGGUGGCCGUGGUGGGGCCCGUGGGCUGUGGAAAGUCUUCCCUGGUGUCUGCCCUUCUGGGAGAGAUGGAGAAGCUGGAAGGCAAGGUGUAUGUGAAGGGCUCCGUGGCCUACGUGCCCCAACAGGCCUGGAUCCAGAACUGCACUCUUCAGGAAAAUGUGCUCUUUGGCCGAGGCCUGGACCCCAAGCGCUACCAACGGACCCUGGAGGCCUGUGCCCUGCUAGCCGACCUGGAGGUGCUGCCUGGCGGGGACAAGACAGAGAUUGGAGAGAAGGGCAUCAACUUGUCUGGGGGCCAGCGGCAGCGGGUCAGCCUGGCCCGAGCUGUUUACAGUGAUGCCGACAUUUAUUUGCUGGAUGACCCACUGUCAGCCGUGGACUCCCACGUGGCCAAACACAUCUUUGACCAAGUCAUCGGGCCGGAAGGUGUGCUGGCAAGCAAGACCCGGGUGCUGGUGACCCACGGCAUCAGCUUCCUGCCCCAGACAGACUUCGUCGUCGUGCUGGCUGACGGACAGGUGUCUGAGGUGGGCACUUACCCAGCCCUCCUGCAGCGCAACGGCUCCUUUGCCAACUUCCUCCACAACUACGCACCGGAUGAGGGCGAGGAACACCAGGAGGAGAGCAGCAGGACCGCAGCCUUGGAGGAGGCAGACAACGAGGAGCUGCUGCUGAUUGAAGACACGCUCAGCAGCCACACAGACCUGAUGGACAACGAACCGGUCCUGUACGAGGUCCAGAAGCAGUUUAUGAGACAGCUGAGUACCAUGUCCUCGGAGGGGGAGGGCCAAGGUCGGCCUGCGCCCCGGCGGCGCCUGGGUCCAGCAGAAAAGCUGGCGCAGGCAGCAGAGGCGAAAGCAAAUGGGACGCUGAUUGAAGAGGAGAAAGUGGAGACGGGCAAGGUGAAGCUGAACGUGUUCUGGGAUUAUGCCAGGGCUGUGGGGCACUGUACCACCCUGGUCAUCUGUCUGCUGUACGCGGGACAAAGCGCAGCUGCCAUUGGCGCCAACAUGUGGCUCGGCGCCUGGACCAACGAGGCCACGGUGGGUGGCCGACAGAACAGCACCGCCCAGAGGCUGGGUGUGUAUGCCACCUUGGGAAUUCUGCAAGGGGUCCUGGUGGUGCUGUCCUCCAUCAUGAUGGUCGUGGGCUGCGUCCGGGCUGCGCGCUUGCUGCACCAGGCACUGCUGCACAACAAGAUGCGCUCGCCACAGGCCUUCUUCGACACCACGCCGUCGGGCCGCAUCCUCAACCGCUUCUCCAAGGACAUCUGCGUCAUCGACGAGGCUCUGGCCCCCACCAUCCUCAUGCUGCUGAGCUCCUUCUACACCUCCGUCUCCACCAUCGUGGUCAUCAUGGUCAGCACGCCGCUCUUCGCUGUGGUCAUCCUGCCUCUGGCUGUCUUCUACAUCUUGGUGCAGCGCUUCUAUGUGGCCACAUCGCGGCAGCUGAAGCGGCUGGAGUCGGUCAGCCGCUCGCCCAUUUACUCGCACUUUUCGGAGACGGUGACUGGCUCCAGCGUCAUCCGGGCCUAUGGCCGCAGCCAGGCCUUUGAGGCCAUCAGUGAUGCUAAGGUGGACACCAACCAGAGGAGCUGCUACCCCAGCAUCUCCUCCAACAGGUGGCUGGGGGUCCGAGUGGAGUUCCUGGGGAACUGUGUUGUGUUCUUUGCUGCACUCUUCGCUGUCAUUGGGAGAAGCAGCCUGAGUCCAGGGAUGGUGGGCCUGUCGGUGUCCUAUGCCCUACAGGUGACAUUUUCUCUGAACUGGAUGAUACGGAUGUUAUCAGACUUGGAGUCUAAUAUUGUGGCUGUGGAGAGAGUCAAGGAGUACUCCAAGACGGAGACCGAGGCCCCCUGGGUGGUGGAGGGCAGCCGCCCUCCUGCAGGCUGGCCCACGCGGGGCGAGGUGGAGUUCCGGAAUUACUCCGUGCGCUACCGGCCAGGCCUGGAUCUGGUGCUGAGGGACCUGAGUCUCCGCGUGCGCGGCGGCGAGAAGGUGGGCAUCGUGGGCCGCACGGGGGCUGGCAAAUCAUCCAUGACCCUCAGCCUGUUCCGCCUCCUGGAGGCCUCAGGGGGUGAAAUCCGCAUCGACGGCAUCAACAUAGCGGACAUCGGGCUUCAUGACCUGCGCUCUCAGCUGACCAUCAUCCCCCAGGACCCCAUCCUGUUCUCGGGGACCCUGCGUAUGAACCUAGACCCCUUCGGCAAUUCCUCGGAGGAAGACAUAUGGCGGGCCUUGGAGCUGUCCCACCUGAACACGUUCGUGAGCGCCCAGCCCGCAGGCCUGGACUUCCAGUGCUCCGAGGGAGGCGAGAAUCUCAGUGUGGGUCAGCGGCAGCUUGUGUGCCUGGCCCGAGCCCUUCUUCGCAAGAGCCGAAUCCUGGUUUUAGACGAGGCCACGGCCGCCAUUGAUCUGGAGACUGAUGACCUCAUCCAGGCCACCAUCCGCACCCAAUUUGAGAGCUGCACGGUGCUGACCAUCGCGCACCGGCUCAACACCAUCAUGGACUACACCAGGGUCCUGGUGCUGGACAAAGGGACAGUCGCUGAAUUUGAUUCUCCAACCAACCUCAUCGCGGCCAGAGGCAUCUUCUAUGGGAUGGCCAGAGAUGCUGGUCUCGCCUAACAUAGAUUCCUGGGUUUUCCUCCUGGCUGACCUGGUUUUCUUCAGAAAGGAAAAGGACAGACACCACCUAUGUCUGCAGAAUAAACCUGGUAGCUGGGGGCAUUUGUUAGACUGUUGCUCCUGUGAAGCACCCUGGGGGAAAACCGUGCGAAAUGCUGUAGAUGAGGGAGCGAGGCUCCGGGGGUGCCUGACGUGCCCAAGGUCACAGAUGGUUUGAGGCAGAACCCAGACUCGUGCCCGGAUCUCCUGAUCCCCAGUCUCCUGUUCUGUCCCCACGACACUGCUUGCAAUCACUUCAUGGAGCAACCUCCCUACCCCUAGAUGACUUUUCAUAGUUUCUAUUCUGAAGUCUUUUUGUAAAAAAAAAUAAAGCUUUUUCCUCCUGAAACAGAAGCUUGCCAGGUCAGGCCGUCCCUAAGAACCGAGUCCUGGACUCUGGAGUGCUGGCCUGAAUCCAUUAAAAAAUGGAACGGUG
Messenger RNA from Myotis davidii, 5032 nucleotides. RefSeq names its product ATP binding cassette subfamily C member 3 (gene ABCC3). The record is from RefSeq and is a predicted model, not a curated record. Gene Ontology annotation, molecular function: ATP binding; ATP hydrolysis activity; ABC-type transporter activity. Gene Ontology annotation, biological process: transmembrane transport. Gene Ontology annotation, cellular component: membrane. NCBI's taxonomy places the organism in Eukaryota, Metazoa, Chordata, Mammalia, Chiroptera, Vespertilionidae. The transcript is spliced from 31 exons. The coding region runs from base 1 to 4557 and encodes 1518 amino acids.